AGGGCGAGCCGCCAUGGCCGGGGCCGGAGGAGGAAGCAGCAGCAGCAGCGCGGAGGCCGCGAUGGGGCAGAGGAUGGUCUGGGUGGACCUGGAGAUGACCGGACUGGACGUGGACAAGGACCAGAUCCUGGAGAUGGCCUGCCUCAUCACGGACUCGGAUCUGAACAUCCUUGCGGAAGGACCGAACCUGAUCAUCAACCAGCCAGAUGAACUGCUGGAUGGCAUGUCUGAAUGGUGCAAAGAGCAUCACGGGAAGUCUGGCCUUACGAAGGCCGUCCGAGAGAGCACCAUCUCCUUGCGUCAAGCAGAAUACGAGUUUCUGUCCUUCGUCCGGCAGCAGACGCCCCCGGGCCUCUGUCCUCUUGCAGGAAACUCAGUUCACGCAGACAAGAAGUUCCUGGAUAAGCACAUGCCCCAGUUCAUGAACCACCUUCAUUACCGGAUCAUUGACGUGAGCACCAUCAAAGAACUCUGCAGACGCUGGUAUCCAGAAGACUAUGAGUUUGCCCCAAAGAAAGCAGCUUCUCACAGAGCCCUGGAUGAUAUCAGGGAGAGCAUCAAAGAGCUGCAGUUCUACAGAAAUAAGAUCUUCAAGCAGAGAACAGAUGAAAAAAAGAGGAAGCUGGUGGAGAACGGGGAGGACAAAAAGCCCUCCACUUGAUCCGGCGGUCGGGUCCCUUCGCAAGAGCACGCAAGAAUCCAGGGUCUCCAUCUUUGUGGUCGGAAAAUGAAACGGCUCCCUUUUGCCCCUUUGCAUCCUCCGAUGGCUGACAGCGGUUGAGGACCGGAAGGGAUGGGUUUUCCACGAUGCAGCCGUGGGUUGCUUCACAGCCCUCGUUUGGUUCAAGAAUAACUUUCUUAGCCGGAGAAAUCCCUUUUGUUUAGUUUUAGAGGACCUUUUUCUUUACAGAAUAAAACCAGUCUGGCUGAAAG
Pogona vitticeps (central bearded dragon) is the source of this 933-nucleotide messenger RNA. It is a transcript of the gene REXO2, whose product is annotated as RNA exonuclease 2. The record is from RefSeq and is a predicted model, not a curated record. Gene Ontology annotation, cellular component: mitochondrion. Lineage: Eukaryota; Metazoa; Chordata; Lepidosauria; Squamata; Agamidae. Gene Ontology annotation, molecular function: 3'-5'-RNA exonuclease activity; nucleic acid binding.